GGAAAAAACCGUACAAAGUAGGAGGAGUUUUGUCAAGCAGACGUGGCAGCACGUGACGUCAUCAACAUGCGUUUGUGAUUCUUCGACGAGCUCGUUCAGCUAGCAGCAGCUUCUCUGUGUUCUGGGCUGAAGUGUCGCUUUAAAGUUGAGACAAUGAUGGAAGAGUCCAGGAUUGAGACCACGCCACCCAUCAGCCCGAUGACACCUCAGUGUGUGGCUGCUGUAGUCAGUGGAACAUCUGUGACCACAGGUCUGCCGAGCAGCAGCAACCCCCCCUCCGUUGGCCCACAGUCGGUCUGCACUCCUCCUCCACCUGCUCACUCGCCUCACACCUUCACCAGCCCCCUGGCACCAUCUCCCGCCUUCUCCGCUCAGUUCACUUCGCCUUCCACACACAAAGUCCCCUUUACCUGCAGUUCCUUUCCUGCUUCUUCUCCAUCUGCGCCUCCUCUGGUGUCCUCUGUCAGACCGCCGCCCCCCUUGGCUCCUGGUCUUUCAGCCCCUCCUGUAGGCCCGCCCAUAUCCAGCUUCUCUAUGAGUGCAGCUUAUGACAUCACACGCGGCCAUGCUGGUCGAGCACCACAGACGCCUCUGAUGCCUUCGUUCUCCAGUCCCGCUGCAAUGCCAGAUGCUGUUUCCAGCCCCAUGGUUCAACAGCCGGUGAUGUCAGCAGGCUUGGAUAGCGGCUCUGCUAUCACUUUCCCAGAGGAACAGGAAGAUCCCAGAGUCUCUGGUAAUCUCCAACCUGGUGGAGGCAUCUGGGGCUUCUUCAAGGGAGUGGCAGGAAAUCCUGUUGUGAAGACGGUCCUGGACAAAACCAAGCACUCUGUAGAGUCCAUGAUCACCACUCUGGAUCCCGGCAUGGCUCCCUACAUCAAGUCUGGUGGGGACAUUGGUGUUGUGACUUCAGACAAGGAGGGCAGUGUGGAAGCAGUCAGGGACGCCUUUCAGGAGGUGUUUGGCAUGGCCAUGAUAACUGGAGAACCCGGUCAGUCCAAUAUAGCCCCUCAACCUGUGGGCUACGCCGCCGGUGUCAAGGGGGCGCAGGAGUACAUUGACAGCCUGCGACGUGCCGGAGUGAUCCAUGAAAAGCAACCAGUGGUCUCUUUGGAAAACUUUAUCGCUGAGCUCUUCCCUGAGAAGUGGUUUGACAUCGGAUGUUUGAUCCUGGAGGACCCUGGUCACAGCAUUCGAAUCGAGGUCUUCACUCAGGCAACCCCUGUGGCUCUAGAGCACGUCCAACAGGCUCAGUCCUUGACCCCACCUGACUACAACCUGCGCUGGUCGGGUCUGAUUGUGACGGUGGGUGAAGUCCUGGAGCGUAACCUGCACAUUAACCGAACAGACUGGCAUCAGGCCAUGACAGGGAUGAGCCAACGGCAGAUGAUCCGGGAUGCUGCCAAAGCUCUGGCUGGACUCUACAAACGGCAGCUGACAGCUCUGACUGCGUGAGGCCGUGUUCCUGUUCCAGGUUCUGACACAUACCGGGACACGGUGGACACAAACCCAGUUAGCAGGACUCGCAGCCUUUGAUGGCUAACACACUUCUUUUUCUUUCUUUUUUUUAUUCCCUGUAUGAAGUCAGAUGUACAUUUGUUUUGAAGUAUGAAUGUUUGUGGACAGAGA
This is a messenger RNA of Thalassophryne amazonica, 1626 nucleotides long. RefSeq names its product proline-rich coiled-coil 1 (gene prrc1). Gene Ontology annotation, cellular component: cytoplasm. Gene Ontology annotation, molecular function: protein kinase A regulatory subunit binding. The record is from RefSeq and is a predicted model, not a curated record. Gene Ontology annotation, biological process: activation of protein kinase A activity. Lineage: Eukaryota; Metazoa; Chordata; Actinopteri; Batrachoidiformes; Batrachoididae.